Molecule: messenger RNA, 447 nt
Organism: Sphenostylis stenocarpa
Lineage: Eukaryota; Viridiplantae; Streptophyta; Magnoliopsida; Fabales; Fabaceae
Source: the annotation of a GenBank genome assembly
AUGGCUUCCAAGCGCAUCCUCAAAGAGCUCAAGGACUUGCAGAAAGACCCACCAACUUCCUGCAGCGCUGGCCCAGUAGCUGAGGACAUGUUCCAUUGGCAAGCAACAAUUAUGGGUCCUGCUGAUAGUCCUUAUGCUGGAGGUGUAUUCCUAGUCACUAUUCAUUUUCCUCCGGAUUAUCCUUUCAAGCCUCCUAAGGUUGCAUUUAGGACUAAGGUCUUUCACCCAAACAUCAAUAGCAAUGGUAGCAUUUGUCUUGAUAUCCUGAAGGAGCAGUGGAGUCCUGCACUCACCAUCUCCAAGGUACUGCUUUCGAUAUGCUCAUUGCUGACUGAUCCAAAUCCUGAUGACCCACUUGUUCCGGAAAUUGCUCACAUGUACAAAACUGAUAGGACCAAGUAUGAGGCCACUGCUCGCAGCUGGACCCAGAAAUAUGCCAUGGGCUGA